Messenger RNA from Hibiscus syriacus, 711 nucleotides. RefSeq names its product Werner syndrome ATP-dependent helicase homolog. The transcript has a single exon. Gene Ontology annotation, cellular component: cytoplasm; nucleus. Bases 1 to 711 code for a protein of 236 amino acids. Gene Ontology annotation, molecular function: 3'-5' exonuclease activity; nucleic acid binding. Lineage: Eukaryota; Viridiplantae; Streptophyta; Magnoliopsida; Malvales; Malvaceae. The record is from RefSeq and is a predicted model, not a curated record.
AUGGCUCUGAAACAGAUGGAGAUCUUCUCCGUGAAGAAGAUGGAGGACAUCAGAGACCCCUACUACAUCUACGACGCCUACACCGUCAAGGUCGGUAGCGACCACCGCAUCCUCACCAUCGUCACCUCCUCCGAGUUGACCGUCACCAAGUGGCUCAAACAAGCCAUAAAAAUUCGAAACAACAGCUGCCUCCCCAAUAAACUCGUCGUCGGAUUCUCCAUCGAACUCAAACCUGAGUACAAGCACUACUUCCGUGUCCGCCACACUUGCUACUACGGGCUUAUCAUCCUCUGCAUUGGCGCCCACUGCCUUAUUUACCUCUUGUAUCACCCAGGUGACCUGCGUCCCAAGUUCCUCAUUUCCUUCCUCGAAAAUCCCAGGGUUGUCGUCGUCGGAAUGGGCAUUGAGGCGAAGGCGAGUCGUUUGGAGAGGGAUUUUAGGGUUAAGAUACAGAACGCCGUGGAUCUGAACAUCGGGGGAAAGUAUGAUUUGGAUGGGCUGGUUUUGGCUGUGCUGGGGAAAGAUGGGGUUCAUGUGAGGUUUAAGAAGAUGACUGAGUGGUUUAAGACGAGCGGUGAAUUGACUGAUGCCAAGGUCUUGCAUUCCACUGCUGAUGCUCAUCUCUAUUUCCGUAUUGCAUUCAAGCUGUAUGAUAUGAAUCAUGGCAGUGAAUCCAAGUCCAACAACAACAAGAAGAAAGGUAAGAAGUAG